Messenger RNA from Paramecium sonneborni, 217 nucleotides. Lineage: Eukaryota; Ciliophora; Oligohymenophorea; Peniculida; Parameciidae. The record is from the annotation of a GenBank genome assembly.
GAAAAUGGAUUUAAAAUAUACCAGUAAAAUGAAAAGAAUUAUAGAAAGAGGAACUAUUUUUGAAGAUGAAUAUAAAAAAGGUAAAAAAAGUGGGUAUGGUAUACUGAUAUGGAAUAAAAUGGUAACUAAUAUUCAGGCUUAUUUUAAAAUGAUUAAUUUGAUGGUUUUGGAGUAUAUAAUUUUGCAGAUGGAUUUAUUUAUGAAGAUUAAUGGAUGA